Messenger RNA from Acaulospora colombiana, 950 nucleotides. Lineage: Eukaryota; Fungi; Glomeromycota; Glomeromycetes; Diversisporales; Acaulosporaceae. The record is from the annotation of a GenBank genome assembly.
AUUAUUGAAAUCUGAUGAAGUUAACAAAUUAGACGACGGUGUUAAAUCUCGAAGACCGAAAGAAAUUACCAGGAGGGAUUCAAGUGACCCUGAUUGUAAGGGUGACUUCAAUUAUAAGAUAUCGAUAUCGGAUGAUACCAGGAAGAAAGAAUGCAAUAUAAAAAAUUUAUCUUACAAUAGAGUGGAUAGAUCAAGUCGAAUAGAGAGGGAAGCGAGUCAAAUCGAUAACAAAAGACCCGGAAUUCAAAAUAAAAAGGGUCUAUUGGCUUCCAUAUCACGUACUUCGACAGGUCGUUGGGCAUCACCUCAGCCACCUUCCCCUUCCGAAGCUCGAAAACCUUCCGGCAGUAAAAAAACAAGGGGAACAUUAUCACAUGCAUUCGACCCAAAUAAGAAGCCUAAAUUACGCUGGACGGAGGAAGAAGAUUGCCUUUUGUUGGAACUGGUAAAAACUCACGGCAAAGAUUGGAAUAAAUUAUCAGAAAUAUUAGGAAGGCCUUAUAAUGCCGUAAGUUAUCGGUACACAUGGAUCACAUCAAAGACGUGGACACCUGAGGAAACCGCUAGGCUUCACGAGGCGUUGAAAGAAUUUGGAGACGAAAACGAGGACUCCUGGAGUAAAAUUAAGGAGAGGUUUCCGGAUCGGACAUUAGAAGAGCUGAAGCACAAUUUUAAACAGUACGGAAGUUUGAACCCGAAGAGUGAUAAACCGUUGACGAAUGUUGGAACAUGGACGAACGAAGAGUUGGAGAAGUUUGAGGAGGCAUUGGAUAAAUAUGCAGGUGAAUGGAAAAAAUAUGAACUGGCAGAGUACGAAGAGUUGUGGAGAAAGAUCAGUGAAGAGGUGAAAACUAGAAGUGGGAGGCAAUGUCGCAGGAUGUAUUAUUGGCAAUAUAGUAGACCAUAUGAAUUUGAUACCAGGAUUAAAUAUGAAAAAUUUAACACGGAGG